CUGGGGACCCGGCGGCUGUAUCGCGCCGCAAUAAGAAUUCUUCACUUGUGCUCUUGAGAUUGGGAAUUUUCUUUAAAACUAUUCAGCUACUAUGUCSUUGGAAAAUUCAUAUUCCGUUCACGUAGAGACUUAAUGGUUUUUUACCCUUCUGUGAUGAGCCUCAUACUGGGCAUUGAAAACAUUGAAUCUAGCACAAGACAACUUGCAAUUUAUUUCAAUAUGCGAGAAGCAAUAGCAUUCAAUACGCAUAAAGUAUUAUAUAAUGUUUAAAAAAAAACCACCAUAACUUUGUGAAACUCUGAAACCGCUUAUACUUUUCUAGGGCUACUUUUGACUGUUUUCGACGUCAAAGUAGCCAAUCARGCGGCUUUAGAUUGGCCGGGGGCAUUAUAGGUUAAUUACACUUACAGUAUGUAUUUUGCUGACUAUUAUUUAUCUCUUUAUCUUUUCAUUUUCCAUCACCAAUUAAUCGACGUACAGAAGCAACUGAUUGAGUACUGCCAGCGAUACUGCAUCUAUUACAUGAUUACCAAAAUGAAGUGAUGCUAUUAUAUUCUGGAUUUCACGGAACGCCAUACGCGUGGAUAAUGUCUGUGGUAUUCAAGUUGGGCAUAUCAAGAGGACUAUGGCAAUGCCGUUAGCAAAUGUUAUCGACAGAAGACUGGUUAGACUUGAAGGCACUGUUCCUUUUGGCCAAAAUAACAUGUUUACCAUGCCWUGUGACUUAUCAUUCUGGGGUAAGCCAGAAAACCAAGAAACUGUUGUCCAGGUGAUGCGUCGUCAUGGUUUUGUGAUGAAGACAUAUGAUAACACCCCUGUACCAGUAGGUAGUGAAGGUUAUGCCAAUUACUCAUACCYGAUCCCCAAGUCUAUCAAGAUUUCUCAGGAUCAGAUGCACAAUGAACUGAAUAAACUAUUUGACAGAAUGAAGGAACAGCAAAASAAAGAAGAUAAACUUCAAGAAAGAGAACCAGCAGAGGCCAUCAGGACAAAACUGUAUCCCCACCAAAAACAGUCUUUAGCUUGGAUGAUAUCCAAAGAAAACAAUGAAGAUUUGCCACCAUUUUGGAUAAAAAGAACAAAAAAUGGUAGACAAGAAUACUUCAAUUCUGCCACUAACUUUGCCACCAACAAUAAACCAUCAUGUGUAAAGGGAGGUAUCCUGGCAGAUGACAUGGGCCUUGGAAAAACACUACAGAUGAUUAGUCUCAUCUUGACAAACUUCCAUGGUGGAAAUCCUCUUGCUACAUUAGAUGAUGCUGGUACAGGUACAAGCAAGACUUUGAGGCAAAAAAAUAGAAGACCAAGGAAGGCAGCUGCUUCUAAGAAGUCCACAAGAAAGAAAAACAAAAUGAAAAAGGAUUUCCUUGUUARCAGUGAUGAGAGCAGUGUAGAGGAAAUCUCAGAUAAUGAAAAUGAAGCAUCUUUUUGUGAUGAUGAUGAAGAUGAUGAUGUAGAAAUGGAUGAUUCUACUCAAGUCAUGAUGAGUAAAGAAGAUCCUGAUUUUAAGCCUGUAGAAGAUGCCAUCCAGCAAUCAGAUGUCACAACAGUCAGACGAUCUGGAAGAUCAAGAAAGAAGCCUGUGAGAUAUGUGGAGUAUGGUAGCGAUGAGGAUGAAGAAGAUAGUUGUAAUGAUGGUUCUCCUAUUCCACCAAAGAAAUCCAAGGGGAAGCAAAGGGAAAGCAAAGAUACAAAUGAUACAGUGAAAGAAAAAGAAGACAGUGAUUGUCAAAUWAUUGUUUCACCUCCGCUGCCAAGUUUGCCGCUAGCUUCAGGUACCCAUGAUGUGGUAAUAACACAGCCAUGUACAGUUGCCAAAACUACCAAGACUGGUAAAAAAGCAUCAUCAAGACCAGUAGCAGCAAGCCAGCCAACCACUAGUAAACGGACAUCCCUAUCAACUAGUGGCCCAAGAACCACACUUGUGAUAUGUCCAUUGUCUGUGCUUAGCAACUGGGAGAAUGAAUUUGACACCCAUGUUCAUCCCAAUCUGAUCAAUAUUUACACCUACUAUGGACAAGACAGAACCAAAGAUAAAAAGGUACUAGAGGAGCAGGAUGUUGUAUUGACAACCUAUCAGACAUUAUCUGCUGAGUAUGCAAAGGGAAAAUCACCAUUAAAGGAAGUGAAAUGGUUACGCAUUGUACUUGAUGAAGGCCACUGUAUAAGAAACCCUAAAGCUCAGAUGACUAAGGCAGUCCAUGGUUUAGAUGCCGAACGUAGAUGGGUAGUAACUGGAACACCCAUACAGAACUCAAUGAAGGACUUGUGGUCUAUUAUUUGCUACUUGAGGUUGGAGCCCUUCUUGGAUCGUCAGUGGUGGUUGAGAAGUAUUGAAAGACCUAUAAGUCAAGGAGAUAAGAAUGCUUUGAGCCGUAUCCGGACCCUUAUGCACAUUGUAGCUCUGCGACGAACUAAAACACAGAAAGUGAACAACAAGCCAAUAGUUGAGCUGCCUGACCGUGAUGUAUAUAUUCAGCCUGUUGAACUAUCACUUGAAGAAAGAAAACUCUAUGACUCCAUGGCCAGUGAAGGCAAACUUGUUGUAGGAAAAUAUGUGAAAUCAGGGACAGUKCUUAACAACUAUGCUGAUGUACUGGCUAUUCUAAUGAGAUUAAGACAGUUAUGCUGYCAUCCAGGACUUUGUGCCAGUGCCUUGGCUCUUGUUUCAGAAUCAUUAAAUAGUGGUACACCAGAAGAGCUCCGUGAGAAGUUGAUUUCAUCUCUAAUGGCUGUGUUGUCCACUGGAGUGGAUGARGAGUGUCCUAUCUGCCUUGACUCACUAGUCAGUCCUGUUAUCACUCACUGUGCACAUGUAUUCUGUCGUCUKUGUAUUGAGAACGUCAUUAAGAGUGUUGAUCACCAGAAAGCAAGAUGUCCAUUAUGUCGAGGGGAUGUCAGAAAGGAACAGUUAGUAGAAGUUCCUGAACAAGAUGAAGAAAGUGCACAGCCUGAUGGUGACAAGUGGCAAUCAAGUAGCAAGGUUGACUGUUUGAUGUCCAAAUUAAUUGAAUUAAGAGCUUCAGACAAGGAUGCCAAGAGCAUUAUCAUCUCACAGUUUACAUCCCUCCUCAGUCUAGUAGAAAUCCCCCUCAAAGCUCAAGGUUUUUCCUAUGUUCGCCUUGAUGGUUCCAUGUCCCAAGCAAGAAGGGCACAAGUCAUUGAUGAGUUUGGUGAUUCAASCCCAGGCUCUCCAACUAUUAUCYUGUUGUCUAUGAAAGCUGGGGGAGUGGGUUUAAAUCUGACUGCUGCAUGUCGUGUAUACUUGCUUGAUCCGGCUUGGAACCCAGCAGCAGAGGAGCAAUGUUUUGACAGGUGUCACCGUCUUGGACAGAAACGGAAUGUUGUCAUCACAAAGUUUAUUGUUAAAGACUCUGUUGAAGAAAAAAUGUUAGACCUACAGAAGAAGAAACGAGAGCUCAUGUCAGAAGCCUUUAAGAAAAGGACCACAGCUGAGGAAAGAAGAAGACAACGAAUCAAUGACCUAAAGUCACUAAUGGAUUUGUGAGAUGAUUUCCUUGUUCUCUUGAAAUGUUCUGACAUUAAUGUCAGCAGGAUUGCCAUCCAGGACAGAAAUAGURACACAGUUUAUAUGUAAAAAGACUUAUGGCCAGUGAAAAGUAUUUUACCAAGAAAGAUGAGAAUGAAUCAAAAAUAAAUGAUAUAGUGCAGGAAAGAUAAAUGAAAAAUAAAAGAGUAAAGAAAAUAAAUUGAAAAACAAAAGGAAUAUUUUUAAUUGACUGGAUUUUUUCACUUAGGAGAAAAUCAUGUACUGAAAACUGUGUCAACAACAUUAAUCAAAAAGAAAAUAGUUAAAGAUCAAUCUGUUUUGUUCAUAUAAUGUUCUUGUUGCAUUAGGAAAAAAACAUGUGAGUGUAUGCCUAUCAAUGUGCAAUAUUACAAAGGCUAAUUACCAGACUGUAUGUCUAAUGCCAUUCUAUACUCUGGGAAAGUAGUCACAAUAGCACCAGACUGUAUGUCUAAUGCCAUUCUAUACUCUGGGAAAGUAGUCACAAUAGCACUGAUUGUUUGCAUACACUUUUUAAUAUUUUUUUCUUUAAUGCAUUAUAUUAGUUGUUGGGUUCAAAAUAUUAACCUUGACAUUGGUCACAAUAUGUUAGAGAGCAGCCUAUAUUAUUAGAACCAAAUCUUGAGUAUUUUUAGUUGAUACCAAUCUGUGGCUUUCAGUAUUUACAUUUGUUACACAUUUUAUUACAGACAAGAUGUAUUGUAUUAAUAUUUAUCAAAAUGAGGAAAUAUUAUAAAUGAAAGUAUUUCUAUUAAAUAAUAA
This is a messenger RNA of Exaiptasia diaphana, 4291 nucleotides long. Its product is annotated as helicase-like transcription factor. The transcript has 17 exons. Bases 626 to 3508 code for a protein of 960 amino acids. The record is from RefSeq and is a predicted model, not a curated record. Gene Ontology annotation, molecular function: nucleic acid binding; ATP-dependent chromatin remodeler activity; hydrolase activity, acting on acid anhydrides, in phosphorus-containing anhydrides. Lineage: Eukaryota; Metazoa; Cnidaria; Anthozoa; Actiniaria; Aiptasiidae.